CAAAUGAUUUUAACUCCUUGCUUAUAAGCUGCAAGUCGGCAUGAUAUACCAGCAAUGCAGAAGAGGAAAAUGACGGGAGUAUCUGCAGCUAGAGGAUUGUUUCAUGGUUCCAUAUGAGCCCGCAACUACUCGACACUCCACUAAUAAUCAGGGAGAUCUCUCAUUUUUAAGCUAAUUUCGCAGGACGAGAAUGUGGAGACGCCAUAAAUUAUUUGAAACACUUUGUAGUACGAAACUCCGUUGGAAACAACGGCAGCAGCCAUGGAUUGCUGUUACAGCUUCUGUGUAUUCAGAAGCCCGAACGAAGAAGGGAAAACUUGCUCCACUGCAGGAGCGAAAAAUGAUAGAUAGGUUUAAAGUAUGGGUUAAAGGAGGGCAAGGAGGGGGUGGAUGCACCAGUUAUAUGAGGAGUCGCCAGGCUCGACAUGGCACGCCAGAUGGUGGAAGUGGAGGAAAAGGUGGUGAUGUCAUCCUUGAAAGCUCUGCAGCAGUUUGGGAUUUAAGCAACCUUCAGCACCACCUCAAUGCAAAGAAAGGGGGCCAGGGAUUUUCCAAAAAUAAAGUAGGUAGCAGAGGAGCAGACAAGGUUGUACAAGUGCCAGUAGGUACCGUGGUUCAUUUAGUCAGUGGUAUGAUCCCUUCAACUUUACAAGGUGCUUCCACACAGGAAAGAUUCCCAUGGGAAAUCCAAAGUACAGAUCUUGAAAGCAAGGAGGCCACCAAUGGAGAAUUCCAAACCAACAAGAGGACUCGCAAGGAAGCACUGGAGGUAUCUGUGAACAGGGAAGACUACGAUGUUUCUGCAGAUUCGAAAAACAAGGGAAGCAAUGUGGAAUUAAACCCUAUCAGGAAUGUGGACCGGACCAUCAAUUCAAAUGCGUUAGAUGAUGAAUUGAGCUCUCACGAGAAUGUGGAUCAUUCCCUGAAUUCAAAUGGGUCAGGUGACGAUGAAGUUACUGACAUUGAUGAGUUUUCUCCACAUUCUCAAAGAAAUAAUUACAAGAAUGUACCAUUUGAUGGGGACUUUGAAGAUGAAGAGGGAUCUGAAAAAGAGGAAAUACAGUAUUCAGUGGCAGAAUUUGUGGAACCAGGUCAACGUCUUUUGGUUGCUUGUGGAGGCAUUGGAGGGCAAGGAAAUCUUGCUAUGGGAAGAGGUUCAAGGUACCAGAAAGGGAAACUAGUAGAUGAGGAUGAUUCUUCUGAGACUCUAGAAGAUGCAGACAUUGAAUUAGAACGUGUAACUGGAAAAGGCCGAUUGAGAUGUGAACAUGAGCCUGGCCAUCCUGGUUCAGAGGCUGUUUUGAUUUUAGAAUUAAAAUCUCUUGCAGACAUAGGACUUGUUGGGUUUCCAAAUGCAGGAAAGAGCACUCUUCUAGGGGCCAUUUCUCGUGCUAAACCUACCGUGGGACAUUAUGCAUUUACAACUUUAAGGCCUAACAUAGGCAAGCUUGAGUAUGAAGACUUUUUCAAGCUUACAGUUGCAGAUAUUCCGGGGCUUAUAAGGGGAGCACAUGAAGAUCGAGGAUUGGGCCAUGCAUUUUUGAGGCACAUUGAGCGAACCAAGGCAUUAGCAUAUGUAGUAGACUUGUCAGCAUCUCUAGCUGAUAGAAAGGGGCCCCAGCCUUGGGAUCAAUUAAGGGAUCUGGUAUUUGAACUUGAGCAGCACCAACCAGGGUUGUCUAAUCGUUCUUCAUUAAUUGUGGCAAAUAAAAUAGAUGAAAAUGGUGCUGAAGAGGUGUUAACAGAACUCAAGCAAAGAGUACCAUCUGUGCCUAUUUUUCCAGUGUGUGCUGUGUUGGAAGAGGGAGUGCCAGAGCUAAAAAUUGGCCUACGAGAACUCAUUGAGGGACCAAAAAUAUGGAAGCUUGAAUUGAGCCAGAUUUGUGUUGAUUAGGGUGCUAGAUUCAGUAGUUUAACUCACCUUUAUGGAGUUUUCUAGUAUACAAAUCGCCGCAUGUCAUUCUUUUUAACAGGGAGGAUCUGAGUUCUGGAGCUUUUCUGAAGUUAUGAGAAUAUGUAAGAGCUUUUUAGUUGCUGGAUUCUCAGUAUCUGUUUUAAGUUUUAACCAAAUCAACAUCAGGAGAAUAGUAUCAUUUACUUGGGGUGAUUCUUAUUUAUUACAAUGUCACGAAUCGUUUUAUUUAAUAA
Molecule: messenger RNA, 2148 nt
Organism: Cryptomeria japonica (Japanese cedar)
Lineage: Eukaryota; Viridiplantae; Streptophyta; Pinopsida; Cupressales; Cupressaceae
Product: probable GTP-binding protein OBGM, mitochondrial
Exons: 5
Coding region: 191-1894 (567 amino acids)
Cellular component (GO): mitochondrion
Molecular function (GO): GTPase activity; GTP binding
Source: RefSeq, a predicted model, not a curated record